CUAUCGAUGCUCCACGGAUACGGACGCGUUUGUUCUCUUCUCUCGCGAUUCUGUGCUCCCAACACACAUUCUCACCUCUGCUUCUCCAGCUCAAUUGCUCCCCGCUUGGGCACGAGCGCUUGUUCGCCUCCACGGUGAGAUUCGGUGCGCUUUUCCAGCAGGAUUUUGUCACAGGGAUUCUCAAUUUCCACCAGUCGAUAUUUCCAGAUCCUCAUCGGGUGCUAAAGUGAGACGCGUUAUGUGUUCCUAAACUCACACCUGAAACCCCCUGGAACACACAAUUCCCGAACUUGGAAAUCUUUUAUGCAUUUUGUGCUUGAUUCGAAUCACAACGCUGAGCAGUGAGGCAAAGAUGAUUCUCAAGAGCAUCACUAUUCUAUCUUGCAUAACUCUAGUCACGCUGGUGCCAUGCGCCGCCACCCACAAAAUCCCCUCAGACCUGCGGAGUCGGAUCCGUCUGGCGCUGCACAUGGAGCAGAUCCACCAGACGGGCGCCGCGGCCUGCGAAGCUGAGCGUCCGCCACCCUGUCCGCCCAGCAAGUUCCGCUCGCCGACCGGCGAGUGCAACAACAUCAACCACAGAGACUGGGGCGCGCGCGGAGACAUCCUGCUCCGCCUCUUCGAGUCCAACUACGCUGACGGCAAAGCAGCGCCGAGAACCUCCAGAGGAGCGCACGCCCUGCCGCCUCCGGAGAGCGUCUUGACCAGACUGCAGGCCACCACGAACGCCAAGCAGGAGCAUCCGCACGUCACGGCGAUGCUGCCGGCCUGGGGUCAGCUGCUGGCCUACGAUCUCGUGGAGACACUGACUCCGUCGCUCACCUGCUGUCCGGGCAGCUCUGGCAACAAGACACAGGAGCAGCUGGCGCUGUGCUACACCUCAAUCUCCGGCGAAGAGUGCGUCGAGUACAGAAGAUCAGCGCCGUCCUAUGAAGUUGGCUUGUGUGACUUCAAGCAACGUGAGCAGAUGAACUCUGUCUCCGGCUACAUUGACGGAUCCGGUCUGUAUGGGGCCAGUGAGUCGGACUUCCAGCGACUGCGGACGCACAAGGGCGGCCUCGUGAACAUCUCCGCCUGCGCCAGGUGCAAUGAGCAGGGCGCUGUUGGAGCGCUGCACACGAUCCUCCUGCGCGAGCACAACCGCAUCGCCGCCGUGCUGUCGAAGAUGAAUCCAGUUUGGACGGACACGACGCUCUUCCUGGAGACCAGGCGCGCCGUGACGGCCCAGAUCCAGCACAUCACCUACAACGAAUUCCUUCCCGUGGUGCUCGGCCAGCAAAUCACAGCCAAAGACGAACUGCGCCUCGAGACGUCGAAGCACUACGAUCAGUACUCGAGCACCAACAGGGGCGGAGUGUUCAAUGAAGUGGCUGUAGCCGCACUGCCCGCCUUCCUCACCAUGCUCCCCGCCGCGAUGAUGGACGACUCCGCGUCGGCGGAGAUCCUGAUCAGGACGCCAGCUCUCGUGAAGACUCUCAUUCCGCUCGAGAAGUCCGCAGACAAGUCCUGGACGGAAAUCGCUCUGGCUCUGCAGAGAGGCAGAGAUCACGGCAUCCCAGCCUACUCUGACGCUCUUAAUCUCUGUGAGGCUCGCCUGGCAACUGAUCGGGAAGCUGGAACGUCAUUUGACGACUUCCAGUCAGCAGGAAUCCCAGAAUCUACGGCUAAGGCUCUCAAGAAUAUCUAUCUGAACGCUGCCGAUGUGGAUCUCCUGAUCGGUGCUCUCUCGGAGACACCUCAGCCCGGAUCAGUGUUCGGUCCCACUCUCUCAUGCCUCCUGGCCACGCAAUUCGCCAGUCUGAGGAACAGCGACAGGUUCUGGUACGAGAACGAUUUGCCUCCUUCUUCGCUGUCUCUGGAUCAGCUGAAGGCCGUCCGGCGGGUGUCCUUGUCCGGACUCCUGUGUGCCGCCGAUGGAGUCUCCCGGUCGCAGCCCAAGGCUUUCAUCCGCGAGGAUCCCUACUUGAAUGCUCGCUUGACUUGUGACCAACUCUCCGGACUUGAUUUGUCCGCGUGGAAGUUCGAGGACAACAACUACGUCGAGGAUACUCUGGAAGAGACGACAAGGAUGCCAGACGUCGAGGAGUUGAGUCCUGAGCAGAUUAAAGAGGCUCUGAGAAGGGCGCAGGAAGAUCUCGCGGCCCGGAAGCGUUUCGAAUACGAAGUGUGGCUAGAACAGGGAGGAAUCGACGCUCGCUCUCCUGACGGAACCGCCGCCUCGUUCAGUAAGGCUAACAGAAAUGCUCUUCUCCUGGCCAAUUCAUCUUUGUUCUACGAGUUUGCUUCCAACGAAAUCCUGAACACUCUGCACAAGAAUCAGCGAAGGAAGCGUCAGACGUUCGACAGCAACAUCUUGGGCUCCUUCUCGCGAGGCGAUGACUUCACAGAUAGCCUGCAGAAUAUCGAUGUGAACUCCCUCCUGUCGGGAUCCAUUUCGCCCAUCAAUCUCGAGCCCCAGUGUGAAGAUCUCACGGCGCAAUGCGACUCCACGUCGCCGUUCAGGAGCAUGUCUGGAUACUGCAACAAUCUGCGAUCGCCAAACCUCGGCCAAUCUCUCACCGUCUUUGCUCGCCUCCUGCCGCCGGUCUAUGAAGAUGGCGUCUCGAAGCCUCGAAUCACUUCCGUAUCUGGACAAAUCCUUCCCAAUCCACGCACCAUCUCAUCCCUCAUCCAUCCUGACAUCUCCAAUCUCCACACGCGAUAUUCUCUGAUGGUGAUGCAGUACGCCCAGUUCCUCGACCACGAUCUCACGAUGACGCCCAUUCACAAGGGCUUCCACGAGUCCAUUCCCAACUGCAGAUCCUGCGACUCCCCGCGCACUGUGCAUCCCGAGUGCAAUCCCUUCCCGGUUCCACCGCGAGAUCAUUACUAUCCGGAGGUGAAUGUGACGAGUGGCGCUCGCCUGUGCUUCCCCUUCAUGAGAUCCCUGCCCGGACAACAGAGCCUCGGACCCCGAGAGCAGGUGAACCAGAACACAGCCUUCCUGGACGCUUCCCAAGUGUACGGCGAGAACUGGUGUGUGGCCAACAAACUGAGGGGAUUCUCCGGACGCAUGAACUCCACUAUCCACCCGAUCAAGGGCAAGGAACUGCUCCCGCAGAGUCCCUCCCAUCCGGAGUGCAAAGCUCCCAGCGGAUACUGCUUUAUUGCCGGAGACGGAAGAGCUUCUGAGCAGCCGGCUCUCACUGUGAUCCACACGAUCUUCCUCCGGGAGCACAACAGGAUUGUCGAGGGCCUGCGAGGCGUGAAUCCUCACUGGUCGGGCGAUCAGCUCUUCGAACAUGCUCGCCGAAUUCUCAUUGCCCAGAAUCAGCACAUCACAUAUAACGAAUUCCUGCCGCGCAUCCUCAGCUGGAACGCCGUGAAUCUGUACGGGCUGAAGCUCCUGCCGCAGGGCUAUUACAAGGAUUACAAUCCCACCUGCAAUCCCGCCAUCGUGACGGAGUUCGCGGCGGCCGCCUUCAGAAUCGGCCACUCUCUGCUCAGACCUCACAUUCCCCGACUCAGUCCCAACCAUCAGCCGAUCGAUCCUCCGAUUCUCCUGCGCGACGGCUUCUUCAAGCCCGACAUGAUCCUCCAGCCCGGCAUGGUCGACGAGAUCUCCAGAGGACUCGUCUCAACGCCCAUGGAGACACUGGAUCAGUUCAUCACUGGCGAGGUGACGAACCAUCUCUUCGAGGACCGGCGCAUUCCCUUCUCCGGCAUAGAUCUCAUCGCUCUCAACGUCCAACGCGCCAGGGAUCACGGCAUCCCGAGCUACAACAACUACCGCGCCCUGUGCAACCUAAAGAGGGCCAACGACUGGGAUGAUCUGAGCAGGGAGAUUCCGCCAGAGGUGAUCGCGCGCUUCAAGAGGCUCUACGCUUCUGUGGACGAUAUUGACCUGUUCCCCGGAGCCAUGUCGGAGCGACCGCUCCAGGGCGGCCUUGUGGGACCCACUUUCGCCUGCAUCAUCGCCAUCCAGUUCAGACAGCUGAGGAAAUGUGAUAGGUUCUGGUAUGAGAAUGAAGAUCCCGCAGUGCGAUUCUCAGAGGCACAACUGUCUGAGAUCCGAAAGACUACGUUGGCGAAGAUCUUCUGCGAAAAUCUGGACAUUCCCGGAGACAUGCAGAGAGCUGCUUUCGAUCUUCCCAGCAACUUCCUGAACCCUCGAGUGCCCUGCCACACAAUGCCUCAGAUUGACCUGAGCGCCUGGCGCGAGAACGUCGUCCAGGGCUGCCAGAUUGGCGGUCGCCACGUGAGCGUGGGCGAGUCUGCCUUCCCAUCUCCGUGCACGAGUUGCAUCUGCACGAGCGAAGGCGCUCAGUGCGCCUCUCUGAGAAUCACGGACUGCGCCCAGUUGGCCAGGGAGUGGCCCAGAGACGUGAUCCUGCGCGACGACGUGUGCAGCGCCCAAUGUGGCCUGGUGCUGCAGAACAACGGCGCUGGCUCCAGCAAUAUUCCAGGACUCACGGCGCCGCCGCUCCACCGCGCCGCCAGAUCACGAUCGCUGCCCGUGGUGACGUUCCAGGGCUUCCGCUUCCCCGAUCUGUCGCCCUUCAUCGGCUGAGCCUGGCCAGCCGCCCUAGACACAAGCGCCAUAUAAUACUUUUGUUAUAAAAAAUAUUUGAUAAUUUUAAUGCAUUGCAGAGUAAAUGAUAAUUUUGUAUGUAGUCUACCGAAUUAUUUUUAAAUAUAAAGAAUAAACUAUUCC
Messenger RNA from Phlebotomus argentipes, 4693 nucleotides. RefSeq lists its product as uncharacterized. Gene Ontology annotation, molecular function: peroxidase activity; heme binding. NCBI's taxonomy places the organism in Eukaryota, Metazoa, Arthropoda, Insecta, Diptera, Psychodidae. Bases 353 to 4549 code for a protein of 1398 amino acids. The record is from RefSeq and is a predicted model, not a curated record. The transcript has 9 exons. Gene Ontology annotation, biological process: response to oxidative stress.